Talaromyces amestolkiae is the source of this 792-nucleotide messenger RNA. RefSeq lists its product as uncharacterized. Bases 1 to 792 code for a protein of 263 amino acids. The transcript is spliced from 2 exons. The record is from RefSeq and is a predicted model, not a curated record. NCBI's taxonomy places the organism in Eukaryota, Fungi, Ascomycota, Eurotiomycetes, Eurotiales, Trichocomaceae. Gene Ontology annotation, biological process: protein transport to vacuole involved in ubiquitin-dependent protein catabolic process via the multivesicular body sorting pathway. Gene Ontology annotation, cellular component: ESCRT II complex.
AUGGCAACUCGUCGAGGCGUCGGUCUCGGCGCAUUCGCCAACCGCUCUCAAACAACCCAAUCCUACGCAACCCACGGCGCAAACCUCCGCUCAACACACCUCUCCUCCCUCCAGACUCAACUAUCGGUCUUCCAAACUUUACUACACACUUUCGCGCUCGAACAUGCUUCCAAGAUCAAAUCAAACCCAACAUUCCGCGCCGAGUUUGCGCGUAUGUGUAAUGCGAUUGGUGUGGAUCCGCUCGCCGCUAGUAAUGUCAAGGGCAAAGGGAGUGGGCGGAAAGGUUUGAUGGAGGGUGGGAGUUUUUGGACGCAGAUAUUAGGUGGGGAUAUGAAUGACUUUUACUUCGAGGUUGCGACGAGGGUUGUUGAGUUGUGUCGAGAGACCAGGGGCGAGAAUGGGGGUUUGUUAGGCGUUGAAGAAUGUCGCAAGAGGGUUGAGAGGGGCAAAGCCAUCGGUGGAGGGUUGGAGGUCUCCAAUGACGAUAUCCUCCGAGCCGUCAAAUCACUUGAACCCCUCGGCUCCGGCUUCAGAAUCAUCGACGUCGGCAGCAAGCAGUACAUCCGAUCCAUACCCAAAGAACUGAACUCAGAUCAAGCCACCGUUCUGGAAUAUAUCCAACUCCUUGGCUGGGUCUCAGUCUCUAUGCUGCGGGCAAACCUGAACUGGGAAAUGGCGCGCGCAACGACGGUCUUAGACGAUUUGUUGGCGGACGGACUGGUCUGGCUCGAUAGUCAAUGCCCGGAGAAUCAAUAUUGGUCUCCUCAGAGUCUGUUGGAUGAGGAUGUGUGA